This is a messenger RNA of Aspergillus heteromorphus CBS 117.55, 1514 nucleotides long. RefSeq names its product putative cyclin. The transcript is spliced from 5 exons. Gene Ontology annotation, cellular component: cyclin/CDK positive transcription elongation factor complex; nucleus. The coding region runs from base 15 to 1190 and encodes 391 amino acids. Lineage: Eukaryota; Fungi; Ascomycota; Eurotiomycetes; Eurotiales; Aspergillaceae. Gene Ontology annotation, biological process: positive regulation of DNA-templated transcription, elongation; regulation of transcription by RNA polymerase II. The record is from RefSeq and is a predicted model, not a curated record. Gene Ontology annotation, molecular function: cyclin-dependent protein serine/threonine kinase activator activity.
CCCCCCCCGCCAGCAUGGCUUUCGACAGGAAGGACGAGGCGCUCUCCCCGGGCGCCCCGGACACCGCCAUCCCGGAGCCGCCUCCCAUCCACCCAUCCUUCAUCCAGGUAGCCAAGCCGUACAUCUUCGAGCAGACCAUCCAGAAAUGCAUCGCCGCCAUGGGCGUCAAUCCCCUGCGCGAGGAAUCGCUGCGCCUGCAGGGCGUCACCUGGAUCGACAACGUCCGCCGAGUCCUCUGCCUACCCAUCCGCACCUUCGACACGGCCGUGGUGUACUACCACAAGUUCCGACUCGUUCACCCCGACAACGAGUACAACUACAUGGACGCCGCAGCGGCAGCUCUCUUUACCGCCUGCAAGAUCGAGGACACGCUGAAGCGGUCCCGCGAGAUUGUCUGCGCCGCGUACAAUCUCAAGCAGCCUCCCCAGGAGCAAAUGGCCCCGGACAACCCGGUCUUCGAAGCGCACGCCCGAGGCAUCAUCGGCCUGGAAAGGCUCAUGCUGGAAGCAUCCGGCUUUGACUUCCGCACCCGUCACCCGCAAAAGACACUCGUCAAACUGGCCCGCCAGUACGGCCUGACGCUGCAGUCAGAGGUCUCCAACGUGGCAUACCGCAUCUCGCAGGAUCUGUACCGCACGUACGCGCCCAUCAAGCAAACCACCUCGACCAUGGCAUUCACGUGCCUAGAACUGGCAGGUCGGUUACUCGACCAGCGCAUCGAGGCCGUAGAGAAGGGCGUCGAUUAUGCGAAAUGGAAAACCAGUCGUGAGGAGGUCAUGGAAACCCUCCUCGACCUGCUAGAACUCUACACCCACAACCGCAGCCAAACCACCGUGGGCUCUCACUUCCCCGCCGACCGAUUCCUCACCGUCCGCAUCCCGCUGAACACCGAGGCCGAGGCCCAGAAAUUCCCGCGGUACACGCACUGGACCGCCGAGAGCAAGCCCACGAACGGGGAGAAAUCCGGCCCCGAUCCUACCGCUACCACGGCCACAGCCACGGCCACUGCUACCGCUAAACUCCACCCCCUCACCCCCGUCGCCGCGAACGGGGACAGACCCAAAGCCACCGAGAAGGGCCGCGACGGCGCCGUCCGCUUCAUGCUGGACCCGGAGUGCGCGGAUGCAGAGCGGGCCCACGUCACGGAGUACUUUAAGGUCGAGAUGGAAGAGUAUGAAGUUGAGGAAUGAGAGUCCCAGUUCUGACAUCGGACUAUUGCUGUAUUAUUCAGCGGAGUGGCGCUGAUGGUGCGGUUAAUGCAUCGGGUUGUGAUGUCUGUCACGUGUGCAUGGCGCUCACUAGAGUGAUUACUAUCAUCAUCACUAUCACUUCAUCACCACGCGCGCGUCAAGCAGCUCCCGGGGCGGGACCCAGUCAAGUCAAGCUAUGCACCAGGCAUGGCUGUCUACCGGUCUGUCGGUCGGUUCGUUCUUACUUCUGACGAACAGGUCGGUGUCCGCCACGCCUAAGUGGCAACAAAGACGGGCCUAGCUCUGGUGGUGCAGCAGCUUUCA